GCUUCUGAGCAACCCCAGACACCACCACUGACUGAAAAGCCGCGGCCCCCAGCGGCGCGGACGCGCGACCUCCCGGCUCCUGAGAGACCAGACCCGCGGAGUCUCGCGGGAUCUCGCUGUUCUCAGCGGCGCAGUGAAUGAGACCGAUCGAGGGGGUUCCACCAGCGCCGGGAGAGGGUCUGGUGACCUCGCAGCUCCUCCCACGUCUCCCCGGCAGCCCGCCUUGCGCAUGCGCGGGUGGCGACGGCCGGCUACGGGUCGCGCGCGCGGCUGGCGCUAUGGGGUUGAGCCGCGUCCGGGCCGUUUUCUUUGACUUGGACAACACGCUCAUCGACACGGCCGGGGCGAGCAGGAGAGGCAUGUUGGAGGUGAUAAAGCUCUUACAAUCAAAAUACCAUUAUAAAGAAGAGGCUAAAAUCAUCUGUGAUAAAGUUCAAGUAAAACUCAGCAAGGAAUGUUUUCAUCCUUAUAAUACAUGCAUUACUGAUCUAAGGACUUCACAUUGGGAAGAAGCAAUCCAGGAAACAAAAGGUGGUGCCGCCAAUAGAAAAUUGGCUGAAGAAUGUUACUUCCUUUGGAAAUCUACCCGUUUACAGCAUAUGACACUAGCAGAAGAUGUCAAAGCCAUGCUCACUGAACUUCGAAAGGAGGUCCGCCUACUUCUAUUAACAAACGGGGACAAACAGACCCAGAGGGAGAAGAUUGAGGCUUGUGCCUGUCAGUCCUAUUUUGAUGCUGUUGUUGUAGGUGGAGAGCAGAGAGAGGAGAAACCAGCACCGUCCAUAUUUUAUUACUGCUGCAGUCUUCUCGGAGUACAACCUGGGGACUGUGUGAUGGUCGGUGACACAUUAGAAACCGACAUCCAAGGAGGCCUCAAUGCAGGAUUGAAAGCAACAGUCUGGAUCAAUAAAAAUGGAGUAGUGCCACUGAAGUCCUCCCCAGUUCCGCAUUACAUCGUUUCUUCUGUGCUAGAAUUACCUGCUCUCUUACAAAGUAUAGACUGCAAAGUCAGUAUGUCCGCUUAAAGCACAUAAAAGGGCAUGAUUAUGAAUGUUAGAGUCAAUUUGCAGAGUAUGAACUAAGAAAAGUUAGGGUACUCCACUUAUAAUAAUCCAGCUCUAAGAAUAAUUUUACUUAUGAUUUAAUGGCCAAUAUUUUGAAGUUAUUUAAAUUGUAACAACCAACCAUUGACUGAUACUUAUAUCUGAAAAUUCAGAUUGCAUUAAUACAAGUCAGUGGUAUAGCCUAGAAAAUUUGAGAAAAUAUGUGUUAGUCUGUAACUGGAGCUUUUAAAAAUUAUGUUAUUAAUCUUUUAGUAUCUCGGCUCCAUAAUGCCAGGCAGGAUUGCUUUACACAUGGAUGCCCAAAUGUAAGGUUUAUCUUCUGGCUUAAAAAUAUUUUUUAAAAACAGAUGUUUCUAAAAUACACAGAUUUAUCAAAGCAGCUGAAUCUGGUUAAUAUGAAGUACUAAGUCACAUGCAAAUCGAGGUAUUUUAUAGUGAAAUUAUUUGGCAUAUUUUGAAAACAAACAGUUAUGAAAACAAGCAGUAUUUUUUGCCUACUUUGGAUGUAUACUUUCUAUUAUGAAUCUGAUUUUUCUUAUGACCUUUUUUUUUGGAGGGUAGGGGGCAGUUUUUCUGUGAUGUGUGACAGAACAGUUAGAAAAAGCUGUUAAAAUCAACACGUGGUGCUCCAUUACCAUGACAUUUUCUCACCUGUGC
This is a messenger RNA of Cebus imitator (Panamanian white-faced capuchin), 1721 nucleotides long. It is a transcript of the gene NANP, whose product is annotated as N-acetylneuraminic acid phosphatase. The coding region runs from base 138 to 1025 and encodes 295 amino acids. Gene Ontology annotation, molecular function: hydrolase activity. The record is from RefSeq and is a predicted model, not a curated record. The transcript is spliced from 2 exons. NCBI's taxonomy places the organism in Eukaryota, Metazoa, Chordata, Mammalia, Primates, Cebidae.